GACGAGCCUAAAAUGGUUUUUUUAGCAUAAUAGGAAGUAUUUUACUACAAAGAACAAACGAGGCAUAAACAGAUCUCUCUCUUAGAUGGAAACGCGACUCCUUAACCACCUUAUUCCGUUAAAAACAGAUUUGCGACGGCACCGGAGUUCUCGCCGGAUCCCUUCUUUCCGGCAUCGCCUCACCGCGAAAGCUUCUCUGAACAAUCCUCAGGGAGGAAGCUACAGAGGGCCGAAGCCGAAGAGGGAAUUGGUGGCGGAUUGGGUGUCGAGCAAUGACGGCGCCGUUCGCCGUUUGCCUAUAUAUGUCGGAGGGGUAUCUCUAUUGGCGGUUCUCGUCAAUCGCGCCGUCUCCGGCAUUGCUCCGGUAGCUGAUGCCGGCAGCAAUAGGCUGUUUUUCAGCAUUUUGACCCAAGACAACAUUUUUACUGGUCAAAAUGCUGAAUGAGAUGUUUGAUGAAUUAACAUUUUCAAUUAUCGCAAUGCUGAACUGAAAAUCCUGAUAAGCUCAUCAUUUUGAAAAACAAUAUUUUGACAUUGGUUGCUAAACACACCCUAAACCUCGUCUUAAUCAAUAAUCUUCCCAUGUUUUAUGCACGUAUUUUAUGUAGACAAUGAUCUCCUGCCAUAAUCAGAUGUGAAAUCAUAUGGAAAGUGAAUUUUGUAUGGGCUUUAAAUAGUAGGGGAUGUUCUAUUCAAUUUUUAACUCCAGUAAUUCAAACUCCAAUUUUCAAACUCUAGAUUUAAGAUUUCAUACUUCACAGUCCAAUUUGUUACUUUGUUGGUACAAUUGAAAAAAAAAAUGUAAUUUUCUUGUUGUGAUUGCACUUAGAAUGAAACCUUGAAAGCUGCCCACGCACCUCGGUCACGGGGAUCAAGCCACACAUAUGGUCAUAUCCAAGCAGGUUCCAAAAUAAACUCAUGAAACUGGACUUAACUCAUCCAAAAAAGAAUCUUUAUGAGGCUUGGUUUACCUCACACUUAUAUACUAGAGUAACUAGACUCAAAUCCAGCUGAGAAUGGACUUAACUCACCCAAAAAUAAUAAUUGUCCGUAGUU
Cuscuta campestris is the source of this 1056-nucleotide messenger RNA. The record is from the annotation of a GenBank genome assembly. NCBI's taxonomy places the organism in Eukaryota, Viridiplantae, Streptophyta, Magnoliopsida, Solanales, Convolvulaceae.